This is a messenger RNA of Daldinia vernicosa, 882 nucleotides long. RefSeq lists its product as uncharacterized. The transcript has a single exon. The record is from RefSeq and is a predicted model, not a curated record. Bases 1 to 882 code for a protein of 293 amino acids. NCBI's taxonomy places the organism in Eukaryota, Fungi, Ascomycota, Sordariomycetes, Xylariales, Hypoxylaceae.
AUGGAAACGCCACCAUUCGAUAACGAAGAACAACUUUAUAACCGUCUGACGGAUACGUGGAUCUCAUGCGACGCAGCCUUACGUCUUCCCAAAGAGUUGGACUGUCCCGUCUUGGACAAGAUGUACCCCAGCCUUCACUUCUUCGCUCGCAAAAGCAGCUCACAUAUUGACCCUAUCCAUGAACAUAAAGUAAAAGAACGAAGAAUAUGUAUUACCGAAGACCCAGCCUUACACCUUGUAUGGUAUUAUAACACUAUAUUUAUAAAACCACUAUCACCUGAACUAUUAAGCUACGAUUUCUGGGAGGAACACCUUAAGCCAUCCAGUACUUGCCGGCCUGCGGCGCUUGGAUUUAUUAGAUCGUAUGCCUAUCUUGUCCGCCACCGCUCCGAUUUCAUCAUUGCACGGGAGGAAAAUCUGAUUCCCGCUUCGGAAACGAUGACGUAUGGCGAUUUCUCUCGGUUCAUUGAUAAGUUUCGAGAUAUUCCCGACACGGUUGUUUCGCCGCGGUGGAGGUUCGGACAGCUUCGUCUGUCACGGCUGAAUUGGGCUGUGCGGCUUCUGCAACCCCAGGUACCAGGUCACCGCGGUCUACUGCAACGACUGUUUUAUCGGGAGCGGUUUUGGCAAACAAGAUAUUUUAUACAAGAAUUCGCGGCUCCUUUAGUAUUUGUUUUUGCUGCCUUCUCUCUGAUCCUCGCUGCGAUGCAAGUCGUGUUGGCUGCGCGGCCUGAUGAAACCUGGCCUGCAUUUGUAGCUGUCAGCACCUGGUUUUCUGUGAUCGUAAUCAUCGCGCUCGUUGCAUGGGUUACUUUGAUAGUGGCUAUAAUGCUUGCAAUACAAGGCUGGCAAUUGUCCUUCGCCUUACUGAAUGCACACUAA